CAUAGAGUGGACUAUCCUCUUGCUUGGCAGCGUUAUGCUGACCCUGUCCUACGCAGAGAACGAUGUCAUACUCAUGGACGACUUCUCGCCUACUGAGUUCACAGGCACAUGGUAUGUCUUACAAAGGACGGACCGCAUCUACAAUGACACCGCCUCCUGCAUCAAGAUUGAUAUCAAGCACACGGACGGACAGAUCUACGAAAUAAGGGCCCAGUACAAGGGUCCUGAAGGCCAAAAACGGGAGAAGACGUUGACCAUUGUGGAUGAUGCGGAUCAUCCAGCUCAAUUCUACUUCGUGGAUGAUGAUCAAAGGAAUAUUGCCAUGAGCGUCCUGGGAACGGAUUAUAAGAACUGGGGCUUCUGCUACGGUUACAUGACAGAAGGAGCCAAGACGUAUGGUGUCGUGUCACGUCAGAUGGAGUUACCCCCAGACUGCGUGGACGAGAUGAAAAGCGUCGUGGACAAAAACGGCGUCGUCCUUCCGUUCAGUGCUGUCCCGCAAGAUAACUGCUGAACGUGUACACCACGUGUACUGUUAAACGCUGAACUGCUGACCGCGUACAAAAUAAAGAAAAUCGUUUCU
Molecule: messenger RNA, 583 nt
Organism: Ornithodoros turicata
Lineage: Eukaryota; Metazoa; Arthropoda; Arachnida; Ixodida; Argasidae
Exons: 5
Coding region: 35-514 (159 amino acids)
Source: RefSeq, a predicted model, not a curated record